Cydia splendana is the source of this 2668-nucleotide messenger RNA. RefSeq names its product protein real-time (gene retm). The coding region runs from base 284 to 2356 and encodes 690 amino acids. The record is from RefSeq and is a predicted model, not a curated record. The transcript has 17 exons. NCBI's taxonomy places the organism in Eukaryota, Metazoa, Arthropoda, Insecta, Lepidoptera, Tortricidae. Gene Ontology annotation, cellular component: cytoplasm.
UUUCCAUCUGCGGCUAAUUUCAGUGCGGUACACUUCAAUUUGUUUCGAUAGAGAUAGAAUUUUCAAGUUCACGAAACCCGACCAGCCAUUCUUGUUUCGGUCUCGAGCUCGUCGCGUCCGCUGCGCUUGACGCUCGUUUAUUUUGUUAUGCGAUGUCGGGAGUGAAAGGAGUUCUGUAACGCACGAGUGUUUUCAUUAACCGUACUGUUUACAGCAUGAUUGUGUAAGCUGGACUAGACUAAUGUCUGUUAUUUGUUGAACGAAUUAUCAAGAAAACGUAAACAUGGUGCAGGAAUUCGUGUCUCCCGUGAGGGUCCACAAGUUCCCAUUCGAAAUGGUUAUGGCUGCAUAUGAGCGGCGGUUUCCGAACUGCCCGCAGAUCCCCGUAGUCCUCGAGUGCGCGAUCACGGAAGACAGCUGGUCCGAGGACGACUCUCAGCGAGACACCUCGCGCCGAUGCCAGCUGAAUGUCGAUGCGCCUUAUCUCUUGAAGAAGAUGGUCGGCGUCGACUACAUCUAUUUCAUCCAGAAGAACCACCUGGACCUGAAGGCGCGAGUGCUGGAGAUCGAGGCCACCAACGAGUCCUUCGCCAACAGGGUUGUGGUGUUGGAGAAAUGCCGAUAUUACGUACACCCAGAGAACCCGAACUGGACGUGUUUCGAGCAGAGCGCCCAUCUCGACGUGACGAACUUCUUCGGGCUGGAGAGCACCGUCGAGAAGAUCGCCAUCAAGCAGUACUCGGCUAACAUUACCAAGGGCAAGGAGCUGAUCGAGGUAUUCAUGAAGGGCGUUGAGGCCGACGGCAUCAAAGACCUCCAGCCUUGGAACCCUGACGACCCGGCACACAACAGGGAACUCAGGCGCAUUGUCUCCAGAAAUACCGAGCCUCUGUCACCGAGGACCACGACCGAGCCGCAGCGACAGCCUAAACCAGACCAAUACACGCUCGACAGCGAGUACAUCAAGCGAUACCUCGGAGAACUGACGCCGAUGCAAGAGUCCAGGCUUCUGCAACUCAGGAAGUGGAUCGCUGACUUGCAGAAGGGGAAGGUACCAUCAGAUACUACACUCCUCCGCUUCCUCCGCGCCCGUGACUUCAACGUGGAGAAGUCCCGCGAGAUGCUCUCCCAAUCCCUGCUCUGGCGCAAGCGGCACCAGGUCGACCGUAUCCUGUCGGAGUACGGGACGCCGCAGGUCGUGGCGCAGUACUUCCCUGGUGGAUGGCAUCAUCACGACAAAGACGGACGUCCGCUAUAUAUCCUCCGACUCGGUCAGAUGGACGUCAAGGGCUUGCUCAAGUCCGUCGGAGAAGACGGCCUCCUGAAGUUGACGCUUCACGUGUGUGAAGAGGGCCUCAAACUCCUGGAAGAGGCCACCCGCUCCUCCGAGCAUGCGGUCCAGUCCUGGUGCCUCCUGGUAGACCUGGACGGCCUCAACAUGCGGCACCUGUGGAGACCUGGAGUCAGAGCUUUGCUGAGGAUCAUACAGAUCGUUGAGGCGAACUAUCCUGAGACUAUGGGACGGGUGCUCAUUGUGAGAGCUCCGAGAGUCUUCCCGAUUUUAUGGACGAUUGUCAGCACGUUUAUAGAUGAGAACACCCGCAGCAAAUUCCUGUUCUACGGCGGCAAGGAUUACCUGCAGCCGGGCGGCUUGCUCGACUACAUCCCCAAGGACCUCAUACCGGACUUCCUCGGAGGGCCUUGCAAGUCGGACAUAGUAGACGCCUCAAUGAACGUGCCGCAUCAGUAUUACGACUACAGUUUCGUCCACGAAGGAGGCCUGGUGCCGAAGAGUUUGUACGUGAGCGGCGCCUUCACCGAGCGCGACGGGGACCCGCUGUGCGAGGACAGCAUCUACCGCUCCGUUAGCCUUGGGAAGGGCCAGGUACAUGAAGUUAUUGUGAACAACAAAGAUCCACAGAGCGUUCUGACCUGGGACUUCGACGUUCUCCGACACGAUAUAGCGUUCACCGUGUACCGCUCGCCACACGACCUGGAGCUCGACGAUCCCACAGUGGUUUGCACCGGCGCCGGCACAGGGACUGAAGAAGGCCGCUCGGCGCUCGCGCGGCAGGACUGGCGCGAGGGGGAACAUUUCCACAAGGUGGAGCACACACUUAUCGCACACGACGGAGAGAGCAUACAGGGCUCGCACGUGAUGCUGGAGCGCGGCUGCUACGUGCUGCAGUGGCGCUGCGAGCUGCUCGACCACGCGCCGCGCGCGCAGCUCAUGUACUUCCACGAGACGCUCGCCUCGCACCACUACAAGGGCUCGAUGUCCAGCCUGCAGUCCGGCGCGUCCGGGUUCUCGUGCCUCAGCACCAAGUCCGCCGCCAGCUCCUGCCCCUCUCGGUGAUGCGACGUCCCCCCCGCCCCUAACGCAGAGGAGGCCUAGGCACGCCAGGGGGCGUUCACCUAACGUGUGCCGAGUACAAACGCGAUAUCAAACUCGUUAGGUACUUAUUUCUGCUUGAUCUCCCGCAGUAACGCGACAAAGCGCCAGCCGUGGACCCUGACAGUGACACACACGGGGGAGUUUUAAGUACCUCUCCAUUUAGAGCGAACGUUCGUUGACUCAAAUGGAGCCUACGGUAUUACUUAAUGUGUUUCUUAUACAAAAAUGAAUUUUAUAGUAUAAGUUUCUUUCUGCUGGGAACCACCAGCCGGG